Equus quagga is the source of this 1298-nucleotide messenger RNA. It is a transcript of the gene CA13, whose product is annotated as carbonic anhydrase 13. Gene Ontology annotation, cellular component: cytoplasm. The transcript is spliced from 8 exons. The record is from RefSeq and is a predicted model, not a curated record. Bases 112 to 963 code for a protein of 283 amino acids. Gene Ontology annotation, molecular function: zinc ion binding; carbonate dehydratase activity. NCBI's taxonomy places the organism in Eukaryota, Metazoa, Chordata, Mammalia, Perissodactyla, Equidae.
CGGGGGCCACCACUGCCGCCCGCGUCCCCGCCCCGGGCCGGCCCCCGCCCGCCCGCCCGCCUGCCUCUGUCCGCCCGGCCGCAUCUUCCUCCGCCUCCCGCCCCGAGGACCAUGUCCAGGCUGAGCUGGGGGUACGGCGAGCACAACGGUCCUGUUCAUUGGAAUGAAUUUUUCCCUAUUGCCGAUGGGGAUCAGCAAUCUCCAAUAGAGAUUAAAACCAAGGAAGUGAAAUAUGACUCUUCGCUCCGACCUCUGACUAUCAAGUAUGACCCCAGCUCAGCUAAAAUCAUCAGUAAUAGUGGCCACUCCUUCAGUGUUGGCUUUGAUGACACGGAGAACAAAUCAGUUCUGCGUGGGGGUCCUCUCACUGGAAGCUACAGGCUACGGCAGUUCCAUCUUCACUGGGGGUCCGCGGACGAUCAUGGCUCUGAGCACGUGGUGGACGGAGUGAGAUAUGCCGCAGAGUUUUUGGACAAAAGCAGAUAUGAGGGUUCUGUCGAAGGUUCUUGUGAAGAAUACAUUAUACAUCUCCAUGUUGUUCACUGGAAUUCAGACAAAUACCCCAGCUUUGUGGAGGCAGCUCAUGAGCCCGAUGGACUAGCUGUCUUGGGCGUAUUUUUACAGGUUGGUGAACAUAAUUCCCAACUGCAAAAGAUUACUGACACUUUGGAUUCCAUUAAAGAAAAGGGUAAACAAACUCUCUUCACGAAUUUUGACCCCUUAUCUCUGCUUCCUCCAUCCUGGGACUACUGGACUUACCCAGGUUCCCUGACAGUCCCACCUCUGCUUGAGAGCGUCACAUGGAUCAUUUUAAAACAGCCUAUAAAUAUCAGCUCUCAACAGCUGGCCAAAUUCCGCACCCUCCUGUGUACAGCGGAGGGCGAAACAGCAGCUUUUUUGUUGAGCAAUCACCGUCCACCACAGCCUCUGAAGGGCAGAAAAGUGAGAGCAUCUUUUCAUUAAAAGUUGUCGCUGGUAGCCCACCCCAGACACAUCUGCAGAGAGAAAACAAGUCACGACAAAACCCACAAAUCCUUGCUAACACCUCUUUCCUAGGAUUCUAAUUCACGGGUGCCAUUUUGCUCUCAGCUUCAGCACAAGAAGAAAAUCAGAUCUCUUUCAUCAAACUAACUUGACUGACCUAUCUCAGAUUUGCUGUCAUGGGUAUUCAAGCAGUAAACACUGUUUGGUAUGUAUUAAAACCCAUGAAAUGCGUCUGCUUGAACCAGCGUGAAAACAUGGCCAGCACUGCAAACCUCAGAAUCUAUUAAAAAUUUUCCCUUGCCAUUGAGACUGAA